AUGUUGGGAGGAGUUGGUGUCGAGAGUGAGGAGAAGGAGGGUGAGUUUCGGCACGAGGUCGAGAAGGAGGGAAGAAACAAGGAGGCAGGACGCAAGCACGGCAGCAGAGAGAGGAGCCAACCAGGCAAAUCCGAAUUCCCGAGUCGCCAGCUGAGAUCCGACGGCUACGUCCUGGGAUCGGCCGAGCCAGGCGGGCGGGCAGGUCGGCAUCCAAGGGGGUUUAGGAGGGCAAAGCGGGUGGAUACUCGUCUCGAUUACAUAGUGGCGUGA
Molecule: messenger RNA, 270 nt
Organism: Gaeumannomyces tritici R3-111a-1
Lineage: Eukaryota; Fungi; Ascomycota; Sordariomycetes; Magnaporthales; Magnaporthaceae
Exons: 2
Coding region: 1-270 (89 amino acids)
Source: RefSeq, a predicted model, not a curated record